UCAAACUGAGACUAUAACGUAAGGGACAUCAAAAUCAGCAAAUAUUGUUUCUAUUUCGCAUGGAGCUGAGGAAGAUUUUCCUUUUUGUUUUCGCCACUUACAUAGUUAUUAAUUCAUUAGAACAAGAAAAAUGGUCAAGGAAUGAGGGCAUGAAUGAUGUCUACACUGAUUUGUCCAUCCAAUCUUACUACUCAGGCGUCGCAUGCUUAGAAUGUGCCAUGAAGACCGCACGCGAGAAUCGUAGAGCAUUCUCAUGUCACAAUGGCAGAGAGAUCUGUGUGAUAUUCGGUCUUUGUCAUGUCAAGAGUAUCCUUCCAUCGUGGGAUUGUUAUCCUGAAGAAGGUUGGAGAUAUUUCUGUAAAGAAGUGCGUCUCAUAAUAAGUAAAAAAUCUUCUUGGAUUCAAACAGGAAUAUCCCUAGCAAGAAGAAAUUCAAUUCGAUUCAAAGUAAAGGUAUCCAGUGAUGCAGAUGUGGCUCUGUCGUCUGGUAACUCAACCGCGGACCCCGCGUAUUAUAUCAUAAUCGGAGGUCAUAGCAAUACAAAAUCAUGUAUCAGAGUCGAAUUAUCAAUAGGUGCAACUUGCUAUUCGACAUAUCAGGGGUCUAUUUUGAGUGGAUCGGAGUAUAAACGACUUCUGGAUCACAUGGACAAAUAAUCGCAUUCGCGUGGGUACUGGCAAUGUUAUUGGGAUCAGUGUAAUCAUGGACCACACUUUUGUUAAUGCCUAUUCAAUCAACUCCCUCAUGGUCAGGAACGCAUAUACGGCGACAAGUUGGUGGAUAAUAUACUUAUAAACACAGCUGAGAAAAAGAGAUUAAUAUGCGCAUAUAUGAUUCAUUCUGUAAAGGAAGUAAAACUUUUUUCAAACCAGUAAACUAAUUGUUCAGAGAACAAUUAGAGGUCUUUCCACCUUUUUAAGUGUU
Molecule: messenger RNA, 924 nt
Organism: Saccostrea echinata
Lineage: Eukaryota; Metazoa; Mollusca; Bivalvia; Ostreida; Ostreidae
Exons: 2
Coding region: 60-656 (198 amino acids)
Source: RefSeq, a predicted model, not a curated record